Messenger RNA from Danaus plexippus (monarch butterfly), 3723 nucleotides. RefSeq lists its product as uncharacterized. NCBI's taxonomy places the organism in Eukaryota, Metazoa, Arthropoda, Insecta, Lepidoptera, Nymphalidae. The record is from RefSeq and is a predicted model, not a curated record. Gene Ontology annotation, cellular component: plasma membrane. The transcript is spliced from 8 exons. Gene Ontology annotation, molecular function: oxidoreductase activity; copper ion binding. Bases 429 to 2705 code for a protein of 758 amino acids. Gene Ontology annotation, biological process: iron ion transport.
ACGAGUUAAUAAGUGUUAACGGUGUAACCUGAACAUGCCAGCUACCGCCAACGAUAGCAAAAGUGUCUGUCGACCGUGGGUUGCCCCUUCCCCGCAGCGCGUGGGGGGUGCCACCUCCAGCUCCCUUCACCUUCGCACGUUGUUCUGCACAACCAAUGACCGCCCGCCCCGAGCCGGCGAAAGGUUUUAUAUACAAGUAGAAUUUGCACUGCCAAAUUGCUAUAAGUCAAAAUAUAGGGUAGUCGGGCGGUUUAGUCGUCCGCUGGUGGCGCACAUCGGCUCCGAUAUAUAUUUUUUAAAUUCGUGUGCCCGCGCGUGCUGUCACGCCAUCCGUUGGCCAAACUUAUACCACGUUUAGGCAGGCAAAUGCGCGGUGCCAUAGUGCUUUUAUCAUAAUAUUUGAAAAGGGCAACCAAAACUGUGACAAAAUGGGGUGCAGUGCCAGAUACUGUUUACUGACUUUAUCGUUGUGUCUUGUGACUGAACUUGCGUUUGGUGUGAGAGUGAUGCCCAAACGGAAGAAAGAAGCAAUUAGCGCUGCCGACGACCAAUCGACAUCGGCGUCAUGGUGGCAGUCAGGGACAGCCACGCCCUUCCGCGAUAGCAGCAACUCGUUCGCCUCGACUCACGGUCUUGUUCAAACCCAUCCAUCAGGCAGUGACCCUUUCAACUCAUUCGCUGCGAUUGACAGCACAAUUGGUCCUUCCGCAAACCCUUUUGUCCAAACAAGCGGCAGCGGCCCGUUUAGUGGCAAUUUUAGAAACAAUCCUCUACCUCCGCUGGCUAAAACAGCCAAUGGAAAACUUUCCUUGAAACAUUUGGACUUCACUAGCAGUGCUACCGCCGAGCUGAGAAGAAAUCCAGCUCUAUCAGCUCCUGAUGAAUGUGCAAGAGCUUGCAGAGAAAAUGAACCUCCAAGAAUUUGUUAUUAUCAUUUCACUUUGGAAUUCUAUACUGUUUUGGGAGCGGCUUGCCAAGUAUGUACACCCAACGCUACAAAUGUUGUUUGGUCCCACUGUCAGUGUGUACUUGCCGAUGGGGUGGAAAGGGGUAUCCUGUCCGCAAACAGAAUGUUACCUGGACCGUCUAUUCAAGUGUGUGAGAACGACAAAGUAGUUAUUGAUGUAGAGAAUCACAUGGAAGGUAUGGAAGUUACAAUUCACUGGCAUGGAAUAUGGCAGCGUGGCUCUCAAUAUUAUGACGGUGUGCCGUUCGUUACACAAUGUCCAAUUCAACAAGGAAAUACGUUCAGGUAUCAAUGGCAAGGAAAUGCAGGAACCCACUUCUGGCAUGCUCAUACUGGUCUCCAAAAAUUAGACGGUCUCUAUGGAAGCAUUGUAGUCCGUCAACCGCCAUCUAAAGACCCGAAUAGUCACUUGUACGAUUACGACUUGACCACCCACGUAAUGUUAAUCAGUGACUGGCUCCAUGAAGAUGCUGCUGAGAGAUAUCCAGGACGUCUUGCUGUAAACACUGGUCAGGAUCCCGAAAGUGUUCUGGUAAAUGGCAAAGGACAGUUCCGAGACCCCAACACAGGAUUCAUGACGAACACUCCUCUAGAAGUAUUUACCAUCACGCCAGGAAGAAGAUACAGAUUCAGAAUGAUUAACGCUUUCGCAUCCGUUUGUCCAGCUCAGGUUACAUUUGAAGGUCAUAACUUAACAGUCAUAGCUACUGAUGGUGAGCCAGUGCAGCCGGUCCAAGUAAACACCAUUAUCUCGUUCUCUGGGGAACGGUACGAUUUCGUGAUUGAGGCCAACAAUAACCCUGGUGCAUACUGGAUCCAAGUACGAGGUCUCGGUGAAUGUGGUAUUAAGAGAUCUCAGCAGCUCGCCAUUCUGCGUUAUGCUAGAGGACCUUACCAACCUUCAUCUGCUGCCCCAACCUACGACGUCGGAAUCCCACAAGGAGUGGUCAUGAACCCCUUGGAUGCGAGAUGUAAUAUUCCCAGAAAUGACGCAAUUUGCGUCAGCCAACUGAAAAAUGCACGACACAUCGAUCCUGCUAUUCUACAGCCAAGACCUGAUGUGAAAAUAUUCUUGCCUUUCCGUUUCUUCGUUUAUAGACCAGAAAUGUUGUUCCAACCUAACACCUACAAUAGAUAUUUAGUUGCACCACAAGGAGACCACGUGAUUAGUUUAAUCGAUGAAAUCUCCUACAUGGCCCCGCCAGCACCUCUCAUAAGUCAAUAUGACGACAUUAACCCAGAUCAAUUCUGUAACGGCGAUAACCGACCGGCAGAUUGUGGACAGAACUGCAUGUGUACUCACAAAGUCGAUAUUCCUCUGAACGCCAUAGUAGAGAUUGUAUUGGUAGAUGAAGUACAAAUUGCCAACUUAUCUCAUCCGUUCCACUUGCAUGGAUAUGCUUACAACGUUAUCGGUAUCGGCCGAUCGCCAGACCAGAACGUUAAAAAGAUUAACUUGAAGCACGCUCUCGAUUUAGAUAGAAGAGGUUUGCUCGAGCGUCACCUAAAACAGGGGGAUCUUCCACCAGCAAAAGAUACCAUCGCUGUACCAAACAAUGGAUACGUUAUUUUGCGAUUCAGAGCUACCAAUCCCGGUUUCUGGCUACUCCAUUGCCACUUUUUAUUCCACAUCGUGAUUGGAAUGAACGUGGUCCUACAAGUGGGCACACAUGCAGACCUUCCUCCAGUGCCUCCUAACUUCCCAACUUGCGGAGACCAUCUUCCACCCAUCAACUAAACCGGUUCCUAAAACAUAAUAAUUUACGCAAGUGCAACAAUUGGUAUAACAAUUAAUUUUUAUGUUAACUAUGUGUAAUUUUAUGUUUGUUUUGUGUGAUGUGUCGGUAGAUUCGAAGUGCUCGACUCUGCCCUUUGUGUUUCUUUGUAUUCGAAUGUUUCAAUUGAAGUUCAUGCUGGUUUGUGAUUUUAUUUAAAGGUGAUAUUUUUGAGUGAAUUUCGAUUUAAUCUUACGCUUAUUUUGGUGAUACCAGCUUAUUAUUUUGUAUCACCUAUAAUAUCGCAAAGUUGAGGCUCUUACAUGUAUAUCAAUAUAUUUUUGUACAAUUUUUACAUUUUAUUACGAACGCGUCCGUUCUAAGUACUUGCCAUUUAAUAUUUUCACGAAAGUUAUUUAUUGCAUGUAUAUAUUUUAUAUGGUAGCGCCAACGAAAGAGCCACUGCCAAUAAUUGAGUGAACUUAGUGUACAGAAAUUUUUAGAAAUUAUCAACUGGAAUCCUUUUAAUUGCAUGACAUAUUAAUGAAACUAGUUAAGAGUGGCUCACAUUUAUCGGUGUCCUUUAUUAUAUUAUGUAUUAUACAUACACAUACACAUACAUACAUACAUAUAUUAAGAUAUUUAAGGUCCUUCCUCGGUUUCCGAACACGUAAUUGCAUAAAGAAGAACAUUUUGAAAUUGUAAAUAUUUAUUAAAUCUGCAAUACUUGUAAAUACACGUAAAACGAGUUUCUAAGACAGAUCCCACACCCAAAACGACGAAGACUGCUUACAACCAUAUUAAUAUAUACAACCUUCAACGGUUAACAAUCGUUACCAGACAUGUUACCUUAUUAAUUUAAGAACCGAAUUGGAAAUAUCGAAUCAAUUAUCGAAAUAUAUUUCUUUAAGUGGAAAAUAAAUUUAAAAUUUAUAAUAUUUUAAUUUUAAGGCGAAUAUACAUGCAGAAUUUUCGUAUUUACCUACUCCUAAGAAAAUUUGUAAAUUUUUUUGUACCACUUAAUAAAAUCUAUUUAAAAUA